This is a messenger RNA of Protopolystoma xenopodis, 591 nucleotides long. The record is from the annotation of a GenBank genome assembly. NCBI's taxonomy places the organism in Eukaryota, Metazoa, Platyhelminthes, Monogenea, Polystomatidea, Polystomatidae.
CACCCACUCACCUUCUGCCUCCAAUCAUCAGGACCCCCUCAAGCUCCGUUUGAGAGUCACUUAAAUCCGGCCGGUGUCUUGGCGCAGGCAAAGGUUGCCUGGCCUUCUCAAUACUGUGGACGAGAAGACACAGGCACGGACACUUCAUCACGCACCGGCAUGGAGACGCAGAGAUGCGGAAAGUUGCGUAGCCCCGUCGUAAAACGGCUACAGACAAACACAGCCAGCAAUUCUAGGCUGUGCACAAACCUACUGACACGAACAGACAAAUUUGGUCAAUGCAUUGCAGACUUGAUAACAGCUGGCCUGAUGGUCAAAUUCCCACCCUCUUGUCCGUCGUCCCAUUGCUCAAGUCAAGAGCUCCAUCUCCUUCGCCUCCGUUCCUCCCUCUCUCCUCCUCCUUCUCCUCCUCAUCAUCCGCCUUAUCAUCAUCUUCAUUCUCCUACUACUCUUCCUCACCCUUUUCGUCGUCCUCCUCCUCCCCCUCCUGAUGUCAGACUCUGGUGUUGUGCCAAUGAAGCAAAUUCCCACGUAGCUGAAUUUAGCCAGUGGGAAGUCAGGUUAAGGGAUAACAGACUUCCCAGGACUUGA